AUGCUUUCAAAUGGCAAUUCAAAAUUUAUACUAACAGCAGCUGCAUCUUUAGCAGUGGGAAUUUUUAUCUGUAAAAAAUCUAAUAUUUUUAAAUCAUUUAAUAAACCAACAACAUUAAAUAAAACAAUUGAUGAAGAAUGUGGUGAAAUAAGUUCAGGAGUGACUACUUCUACAGAUAGUACUUUAAAAACAAUAACAUUAGAAAAACAAGGAAAAAGUUUAGGAGAUCGAUCAAAACAAUUACGAAAUGAAAGAGAUCAUGAUAAUAAAAAGAUAGAAAAGUUUAUGUCAUCUUCUAAAUCUCUAUAA
Strongyloides ratti is the source of this 309-nucleotide messenger RNA. RefSeq lists its product as hypothetical. NCBI's taxonomy places the organism in Eukaryota, Metazoa, Nematoda, Chromadorea, Rhabditida, Strongyloididae. The transcript has 2 exons. The record is from RefSeq and is a predicted model, not a curated record. Bases 1 to 309 code for a protein of 102 amino acids.